AUGCUUGAAAUAAAAGAUUAUCAGGAUUUGUUUUCUCCUGAUUUCAAUGUACUGUCACUACGAGUGGGCUCUAUGGAUGAUGAUUUUAAUGUCUUUAAUAAUAUGGAGCAAAGCAAUUUGACAUCUUUGGACACCAUGAUAACAGGCCUUGCAAAGAAUGGUCUAGGGGAGGAUGUCGUCAAUUAUUUCUCUCGAUUCAAGCGAACAGGACUAAAACCGGAUGGAAUGUUGCCCUUUGAAUCAAUGAUCAAUGACUAUGGGAUUAUUCCGUCCAUGAAGCAUUUUGUGAGUACAGUUAACAUGUUGGGAAGCACAGGGUAUUUACAUGAAGCCCUGGAAUUCAUUGAAAAGAUGCCAAUGGAGGCAAGUGUUGAUGUUUGGGAGACGAUGAAUAUUGUUUGCAGAAUUCAUGGGAAUUUGGAGCUUGAUGACCUAGGUGCUGAGCUUGUUGAGCAGCUAGAUCCCUCUUGUUUGAAUGAGAAGACAAAGUUAGGCCUUGUACCUGUUAAAGCAUCGAAUAUUGUGAAAGAGAAAAAAAAGGAGAGAAAAUACCAUGACUUUCAAACAGGAGAUACAUCUCAUCCAGAGAGUGAUAAGAUAUAUGCUCUUAUUAGAGACCGAGAAGGUAAGGAGGAAGCUCUUCUUGCUCAUAGUGAGAUACUUGCUGUAUCGCAAGGUCUCCUCAGAAGCCAUGCCCGUGCUACCAUUCGGAUAGUAAUGGACUUUCGUAUUUAUGGUGAUUGUCAUGCUGCAAUGAAAAUCAUCUCGAAAAUUGUUGGUAGAGAACUCGUUAUACAGACUGAGGAGAGAUUCCACCAUUUUAAAGAUGGAUUGUGCUCCUGUCGGGACUAUUGGUGA
Messenger RNA from Pistacia vera, 858 nucleotides. Its product is annotated as pentatricopeptide repeat-containing protein At4g32450, mitochondrial-like. The record is from RefSeq and is a predicted model, not a curated record. NCBI's taxonomy places the organism in Eukaryota, Viridiplantae, Streptophyta, Magnoliopsida, Sapindales, Anacardiaceae. The coding region runs from base 1 to 858 and encodes 285 amino acids. Gene Ontology annotation, biological process: RNA modification. Gene Ontology annotation, molecular function: zinc ion binding; RNA binding; protein binding. The transcript has 3 exons.